This is a messenger RNA of Pistacia vera, 1279 nucleotides long. RefSeq names its product enoyl-[acyl-carrier-protein] reductase [NADH], chloroplastic-like. Gene Ontology annotation, biological process: fatty acid biosynthetic process. Gene Ontology annotation, molecular function: enoyl-[acyl-carrier-protein] reductase (NADH) activity. NCBI's taxonomy places the organism in Eukaryota, Viridiplantae, Streptophyta, Magnoliopsida, Sapindales, Anacardiaceae. The transcript has 12 exons. The record is from RefSeq and is a predicted model, not a curated record. The coding region runs from base 34 to 1212 and encodes 392 amino acids.
UUAUUUUCCUCUGCGAGAGUUGGUUCGUUGAAAAUGGCAGCAACAGCAGCUUCCAGCCUUCAGAUGGCGGCGGUGAGGCCGUGUGUUUCAACUUCUCACAGAGCUGUCAAGGCAGGUGUUGCCUUUGUUGCUGGAAAUUCUCAGAAAGCCUCAUGGGCCAACCUUGCAAGUGCUUGUCACAUGUCAUCUGUGCAACCUCUCCACCGGAGUUUUAUGUCAUCUUCGGUAAAACUUGACAAGGUUGUUACAAAAGCAGCAGCUGAAUCUAGUGAUAGCAAGCCUGUAUCUGGGUUGCCAAUUGACUUGAGAGGUAAGAAGGCAUUUAUUGCUGGUGUAGCUGAUGACAAUGGAUACGGUUGGGCUAUAGCAAAAUCUCUUGCUGCUGCUGGUGCGGAAAUUUUGGUGGGGACAUGGGUGCCUGCUUUGAACAUUUUUGAAACCAGUCUGCGACGUGGAAAGUUUGAUGGAUCACGUGUGUUGCCAGAUGGUUCUUUGAUGGAAAUCACCAAAGUAUAUCCCCUAGAUGCAGUCUAUGACAGCCCUGAGGAUGUGCCUGAAGAUGUGAAAGCAAAUAAGCGUUAUGCAGCGUCAUCUAAGUGGACUGUUAAGGAAGUUGCUGAAUCCGUGAAACAGGAUUUUGGCAGCAUUGACAUCCUUGUGCAUUCACUUGCCAAUGGACCAGAGGUGAGUAAACCUCUGCUGGAGACGUCGAGGAAGGGAUAUCUUGCAGCUGUAUCAGCUUCAAGUUACUCUUAUGUUUCCUUACUCAAGCAUUUUGUUCCAAUAAUGAAUCCAGGUGGUUCAUCAAUUUCUCUUACAUACAUUGCUUCCGAGAGGAUCAUUCCAGGAUACGGUGGUGGCAUGAGUUCUGCUAAAGCUGCACUAGAGAGUGACACAAGAGUGCUUGCUUUUGAAGCAGGAAGAAAACACAAAAUCAGGGUCAAUGCCAUAUCUGCUGGUCCGCUAGGAAGUCGUGCAGCAAAAGCAAUUGGAUUCAUCGACACAAUGAUUGAAUAUUCAUUUGAGAAUGCACCACUGCAGAAAGAACUAUCAGCAGAUGAGGUCGGGAACACAGCCGCCUUCUUAGCAUCACCUUUGGCAUCUGCAAUCACUGGUGCUGUCAUAUACGUCGACAACGGUCUUAACGCGAUGGGAGUGGGAGUUGACAGUCCAAUAUUUAAGGACCUUAACAUUCCAAAAAGCAAGCACUAGUGUUACAAUGGCAACAUAUUUUCUCUUCCCUAGGGUGGCUAGAUUGCGGCGGGAUUUCGAGUUAGUU